Morus notabilis is the source of this 696-nucleotide messenger RNA. RefSeq lists its product as uncharacterized. Bases 184 to 585 code for a protein of 133 amino acids. NCBI's taxonomy places the organism in Eukaryota, Viridiplantae, Streptophyta, Magnoliopsida, Rosales, Moraceae. The transcript has 2 exons. The record is from RefSeq and is a predicted model, not a curated record.
AUGAUAUCACACCAAUUAAAAAAAAAAAAAAAAAAAAAAAACCAGUCAAUCACUGCAUUCCAAUUCAUAUUUCUCUCUCUUUCUCUUUCAUGCAUAUUUGUCCGCUCUCUAGGUAGACUAUUGUAGUAUCCGCCGCCUUGAACCCCAAACCCACAUUCAUACUGUGACUUUUCUCUUCCAAAAAUGUCUGAAAGCUCCGAAAUCGUCACCAAAGAAACCGACCCAAAAGAACCGCGAAACGUUUUCGCACUUUUCGCCAAGUUCAAGCUUCCACUGCCGUUUCUGAAGCCCAAAGAUGGCCCCGUCGCCGAAGAUGGACCGAGAGAACCAGUGGUUUCCGACGGAGGGACCGAAAGUCGGAAAGUUGAUUUUGUGAGGAUUCCGAAGGCGCAAGUGGCGGUUCCGCCUCCGGUGGCGGUAGAGAACGAAGAGGCUAACAAGACUUCGAAUCCGAUUAUACUCUGGCAGGUUUAUGCACUUGGAGGGUUUAUGGUUAUGAGGUGGAUUUGGGCAAGAUGGAAUGAAAGGAAAGGCAGAAAGGAGAAUUCUUCUGAAGACGAUGACGAUGAGCAUUUAGAUGAAUAGGUGUUAGCCUUACCGUGUGAAAUCCUUGAAACAUCAGAAUUUUGAGAACAGAAUUAUUUGUAUUUUCAGUUCUUAGUCAAAUUAUUAUCUUUCCAUAUGUGCUUGCAAUCA